Messenger RNA from Colletotrichum karsti, 2478 nucleotides. Its product is annotated as ABC transporter. Gene Ontology annotation, molecular function: ABC-type transporter activity; ATP binding; ATP hydrolysis activity. Gene Ontology annotation, cellular component: membrane. NCBI's taxonomy places the organism in Eukaryota, Fungi, Ascomycota, Sordariomycetes, Glomerellales, Glomerellaceae. The transcript has a single exon. The record is from RefSeq and is a predicted model, not a curated record. Gene Ontology annotation, biological process: transmembrane transport. Bases 1 to 2478 code for a protein of 825 amino acids.
AUGGUGUCCCGAGUCGAGGCUCUUGAAGCCCUCCACUACGCCAGUGCUCUGGGCGGUGUUCUCGCGGUCUCUGUUUCGACUCUUUCGCGACUCGGCCGAGUGACGGAGAAGAGAACCCAUUCAGUACCACGACGCUCAUCGAUACUAUCAACACCAUCAACAUUUCUCUUUGCUCUCAUUUUCAUCUCUUACUUUGGCGAGACAGUAAUUGCUGCCACGCAACGCAAUGCUUUCGAGAAGGAGAAAGCCCAUUUCGUUCAUCUCAUUCUCUCCAUUUUUAUUUGGUCAAUAGUUGCGAUCCGUCGCAGCAACGCCCGCCGUCUCCUAUGGGGUGUCUCUGGAAUCACAGUUGCACUUGAAUGCUCAAUUCUGGUCUUGACCGCUCUCAGCAAGCCCAUUUCUUCUUGGAAUAUUGUCAGCCUCUGCUGCCAAGCGGUCAGAAUCCUCGCUGUGGUACUUAUUCUGGUUGACGACACCAGGCGGUCCCUGGGCAAGAAGGCAGACUUCACCACUGAAGAAAGCCAACCUUUUCUUUCCGCGCAAUCUAAUGGCGACGUAACCUCCAACGGGUACGGCAGUGUACCCUUCACCGACGACACCGAGACCGAGGUGGCCAGCAAGGACUCGGAUGACGACUCGGACGAUUCCGACGACGACGGCGACGACACUGCCAGCAUCAAACGCCGCCGAGCCAAGCGACUCAAGGAAGCAGGCGGCUGGCUGGGAUAUCUUCGCGAUUUCAAAGUCUUCCUUCCCUACCUGGUUCCGAAGAAAGAUCGAAAGGUCCAGCUGUCCAUCUUUGUUUGUUUCCUUUGCAUCGCAGGCAAGAGGGCGUUGAACAUCUUGAUCCCAGCUCAGUUGGGUAAAGUCACCGAUGAGCUUCUCAACAAACAGGCCCCAUACGGUACCCUGGCUGUCUGGCUGGUACUGUCCUUGAUCGACGACGACGCCGGUUUGGGUCUCAUCUUGUCGCUGGCCAAGAUCCCUAUCAAGCAGUUCUCGUACCGGCAAGUCACCAACGCAGCCUUCGGUCAUGUCAUGGGUCUUUCCAUGGAAUUCCAUUCUGAGCGUGACUCUGCCGAGGUGAUGAAGGCUAUCGAACAGGGCGAGUCUCUUACCAAUCUCCUGGAGACCGCCGUCAUUGAGAUUCUGCCCACCGUUGUCGACCUUUUCAUCGCUUUCUGGCUGCUCUACUGGAAGUUCAACGUCUGCGUCGCACUCGUCAUGGCGGUGGCAUCCGUAGCUUUCAUGUCGCUCGAGGUUUAUACCUCGAACAUGAACAUCGGCAACCGCCGCGCUUCGAGCAAGGCGCAGAGAGAGGAGGCCAAGGUCAUGCACCAGGCUGUGCAGGGAUGGCAGACCGUCACCUACUUCAACAUGUUCGGCUACGAGAAGCGUCGUUUUGGACAGGCUGUCGAGUCACAACUUACGGCCAGCCGCAAGUAUGGUGUUGGAGAUGCACUGGUUCAGGGCCUCCUCGAGAUGACAGUCCCCGUCACCUUCUUCGUUCUCGCUAGCAUGGUUCUCUACGAGAUCUCUCAAGGCCGAGGCACCGCCGGCGACUUCGUCUUCCUUCUUCAGUACUGGGAUUAUCUCAUCUGGCCGAUGAAAUUUCUUUCGCAUGAAUACCGAUACCUCAUGAACGACAUGGUUGACGCGGAACGUCUGUUGAAUCUUCUUCAGACCAAGUCAACCAUCGUCGAGAAGGAGGAUGCUGCAGACCUUCGCCUCAUCAAGGGACACGUCGCUUUCGAGAACGUCAGCUUCGCCUACGACCCUAGAAGACCGACAAUCCAGGAUCUUAGCGUCUCGGCUGCACCAGGACACACCGUGGCCCUAGUCGGCGAGACCGGCGCCGGAAAGUCAUCCAUCAUCAAGCUCCUGCUGCGAUUCUACGACGUCACCUCCGGCCGCAUCACCAUCGACGGUCAUGACAUCCGAGACAUCACUCUCAGCUCCCUCCGAGAUGCUCUUGGUGUCGUCCCGCAAGACCCCUUGCUCUUCAACGCGUCGGUGAUGGAGAACCUGCGCUACGCCCGCCCCAUGGCUACCGACGAGGAGAUCUUUGAGGCAUGCCGGGCCGCUGCCAUCCACGACAGGAUUCUUUCCUUCGCAGAUGGGUACCAAAGUCGCGUCGGCGAACAGGGUGUCAAGUUGUCUGGUGGAGAGAUCCAGAGGUUAGCGAUUGCGCGGGUCUUCUUGAAAGACCCGCCAAUCCUGAUCCUGGACGAGGCCACCAGCGCCGUCGACACGAAGACGGAGGCGAGCAUUCAGAGUGCUUUGGACGUUCUGAAGAGUGGGAGGACAACAUUUGUCAUUGCGCACAGGUUAUCGACCGUGGUCAAUGCAGAUAAAAUCAUAGUUGUCCAUGAGGGACGGAUAGUUGAGAGCGGGUCGCAUAAUGAGUUGCUCGCGCAGGACGGGAGAUACAAGGACCUCUGGACGAGGCAGAUUGGAGGUACAUCCGAAAAGAAAUAG